AUGCAACAACCUUCAAACGAAACCACCAAUUUUACGCCUAGUAUUCAGCUCCACUCAACCUCCGAACCCCUCCAAAUCCGCCAAGAUGCUUCGUUCCCACAAGCCAUCGAGUAUUUCCCACCAUUCAAAAAUGAAUGGAAUACCAAUCCGGAAAUCCUCAACAUAAUCCUCGCCGCGAAUGCUGAUCCGUCAUCCAGCUGUAUCAAAACACAAUCGUCACCGAGGCCGUGUUCAGGCGCCCAGUUCAUCUUCCCCCGUCUGGACGGUUCUUGGUUCAAAAAUGACGGGUACAUCUGGCGGAAAAGGAAUAACGGAAGGAAUAUUCGAGAGGAUCAUCUGAAAUUAAAAGUCAGAGGACACACACAGACGAUAGAGGCAAAAUAUGUGCAUUCAGCAAUUGUUCCGACGUUUCAUAGGAGGGUCUACUUUUUGCCGGAUAGCAGCCACGUGUUAGUCCACUACCUGAAUGAAAAAUCUGACCAAGCAGAGCAAGCCGAGGAAAUUGCCAAGAUGAUGAUCAACAAUAAUAUCUUCAUCUCGUUGCAACAGCUCCAUGAGCAACUUUCUCCGAUUUUUUACCAAUCCGCCGACCAACUAGUCAUCGAAGUCAACGAGCACUUGAGGAAGAAAGGAGUCAACUUACCAACCUCCCCACUACCCCAGGAGCCGCCAACCACACCGACACCCACUGCUCGGGAGCUCGAGCGACGGAACUCUUGUAGCUCGGCGUUCCGCAAAGGGUUGUCGUCAGUGGCGUUGAGAAGGCAGCCGUCUGCAAACAGCGAGAUUGAUGCGAAUCAUAUUGGUACCAUGCUGAAACGAUUUGGGUGUAAUGGGUCAUCUAACGACAAGAUCUCUAUUGUGGCACCAGCAAUUCAUAAUUUCCAAUCAAUACGUUCCCACCAUAACCAUCAAGCAAUGGAGAGUAGAUCACCAUCCGGGGACGGCGAUUCUCGAGGUGUCAUGCCUUUUGAUGAAGACGCCUCCUACCAACAACUCUCCAUAAGAUCCUCUACAAACGGCUCGACACCUGCGUCCGCGUUCGCCGAGAAAAUGAAAAUCCGAAGUGGAUCUCAGGAGUCACCGAUGGGCGGUUUCCUAAUCCCUAUCAUAGAAAUGUCACCGAGUAGCUCUUCCCUAAAAGGAGGCCAAAAACUGCUAGUGAUUGGUGGGUACUACCGGAAGGGACACGACUACAAGAUAUCAUUCGGAAGAGGACGGAUGAUGGCGGCGAGUCUGAUUCAUGCCGGAGUUCUGUCGUGUGUGAUACCACCCGCGUUGCAGCCGGAGGUGGUACAAGUUAGGGUUUUUUGUAAUGGACAGCCCGUCUCCACAGCUGCUGAGUUCACAUAUGAGCAACCACCAGAGCAUCUUCAAAAGGAGAAUGAUGAGAAGCUUAUGCAAAUUUUCGAAAAGAUUCGAAUCAUGGCAUGCGCCUUUAAUGCGUACUCUUCCGUUGAGAACAUUCAAUCGUCUUCGUGUAUGGAGAGUCUGCUAACCAACCUCGUUCAACAAAUCGAUAGUGAAAUCACCUCACAAUCGCAUACUUUCAAAAUGGAGCUUCUCAACGGCUCCAGUCAAUUCCCGUCGAAAACCGUACUUCAUCUAGUCGCCUCCUUUGAUUACGACAGAUUAUUCGAGGCACUGAUUGAUCUACGACGGAAAGUUCCCGCUUGUCGGGAGCUAGAUAUUCUUGCAAGGGAUAGCGAUGGGAGUACACCUUUGCACACUGCUUGUAGGCACUUGGCGUCAAGGACUGCUCGGUUGAUUAUGUCGAUCGAUGGGAGCACGAUUAAUGUGAUGGAUGACAGGGGAAGGACACCUGCAGAAGUGGGACCUGAUGAUUCAAUCGAUAUGUUGUCGGAUAAGAACAAUGAGGAGGAACGUGUAAAUGCCACGGAGCUAUGGGUGAUGACGAAUGGAAAAGCAUUCACCAGUGAGAAUCUUCUGAACGAUGGAAAAAUCUCCAGAAUCCCGAUCGCCGAGAAGACAGAUGACUUGAUGAGAGAAGCCACGUCAAGCUACUCAAUCAUGUCUGAAAUGUACGAGGGCGCUCCGUCGAUGCUCCAAGCAGGCAACUCGCGGGAAUGUGACGAGGAUUGUACGUCGUGUUGUGACGCCAAUGAAACAGGACAGUUACACGUGGAAAUUGCGAUGGAUACAGAUGUGCAUGUACCGGACUCCCCGAAGAUGGCACGACUAUUUCAGGCAGUUACAAGUCCUGGUAUUGCGGUGACACCCAAUGCGAGGGCGUUGAUGGCUGACUUGGCGAGACAUAUUAUCGAAGCGCUUCCGGAUAGAAUAAAACGGAACUCGGAGGCUUCAACGUUUCCAGAUGAGGAAGAGCAACAGAAUCAGAUGUUGAAUAAUAAUGGGAUGGGUGUGGACUCGAUAUUCUACCAACCACAGCCGAGUUGUUCGAUGUCAGUGGACUCUCCGAAUUUAAUGGAUGAUUAUAUUGAAAUGAUGGCUGCGGAGACGGCGAAGAGGAAUGGAAUGAAUCAAGCGACAUCAGGUGACGGAUAUCUGAAUCCUGGGUCAGAAUCCACACUUCUAAGGUGUCAAAGGACAUCAGGUGACGGAUAUCUGAAUCCUGGGUCAGAAUCCACACUUCUAAGGAAUCAAGCGACAUCAGGUGACGGAUAUCUGAAUCCCGGGUCAGAAUCCACCCUUCUAAGGUGUCAAAGGACAUCAGGUGAUGGAUAUCUGAAUCCUGGGUCAGAAUCCACACUUCUAAGGAAUCAAGCGACAUCAGGUGACGGAUAUCUGAAUCCUGGGUCAGAAUCCACCCUUUCCUUUGUCGCUCAAACUGUUUACAAAUUCACCGAGCCCCGCUCAACGGAAACCAUCGAAACAACGAGCACGACAACUCGAUCCGCACAGUUGUUCGCCACAAAUUUCUUCGACGAUCGUUCGUUUGCCUCAUCAUCGACAAGAGCAAACACGUUUGAAAGUGAUACGUUGGACUUUGACAAAGACCUCGGCGAGUUCUUCACCCAUCACGUCGACCGCUUCGUGGACCCCAUCCAGCAACGUCUUGCAAACCUCAAGUACAACGGUUAG
Caenorhabditis remanei is the source of this 3063-nucleotide messenger RNA. RefSeq lists its product as uncharacterized. The transcript has 12 exons. The record is from RefSeq and is a predicted model, not a curated record. The coding region runs from base 1 to 3063 and encodes 1020 amino acids. Gene Ontology annotation, cellular component: nucleus. NCBI's taxonomy places the organism in Eukaryota, Metazoa, Nematoda, Chromadorea, Rhabditida, Rhabditidae. Gene Ontology annotation, molecular function: transcription coregulator activity; protein binding; double-stranded DNA binding. Gene Ontology annotation, biological process: regulation of transcription by RNA polymerase II.